GUACGCAGCAGCGAGCGCUGCUGCUGCUGCUGCUGUUCGCUGCUGGGGCAGGUACUGAGGGUUCGCGGCACCGUGCGGGAUUCCUGGGGAAGAUGCAAGGGCCUCCUGGUACUUUUGAAGAAUUCUUACAGUCUCAGAAAUUGGAUGAUUGGCCAAGAUUUCCCUUUCUAGAUGAAGAUCGUCCUUUGGUGGACAAAUUAAGAAAUGACUAUUCAUUUGAUGCUAUUUCUAAGUUUCUGUAUGACAAUGCUCCACUACAAAUCAGCCUUGUCUCAGAUUUGGAGAAGAGAAUCGAUGAGUGCACAGCUGAACUGAAGAAACAUGCUGAAAAAAUAUUUUCUUUUCAACAAAGGCCAACAGAGGAAGAUGACCAUCGUGUUUCACUAGAGCAAACCAAUGAUACUCAACUUACUGAUUCAGAAGAAAUUUCAAUUCAAACAGGCAAGAUGGGGAAAACAAAGAUUGAUAAAUAUAUCACUGAGGAAUCAAGCAGAAAAAAUGUCAAGAAUUAUAGAUACCCAGGUUUCAAGUUAAAACAGCUUACGGAACUACCAAAACAUUUGGAAGCAGCAAAACUUUGGGACUUGGUUAUAAAAGCUCACAAUUUCAAAGAAGAAGUUUUUAAAGUUUGGAGAAAGUUGUUUCUCUCGGAAGCAUCCAUUGCUGUUUUACAGGAUUGUUUUUGGUGGUGGUUUCUUCAAAAGUUUAAGCCUAAUCAAGAAGAUCAAGAUUACUUGUUUGACAGAAUUGCAGACAGCUUUGUAUCACUUUUCCUAUGUGUCCCCAGUGAUACUAAAGAUGCUUUUUUUCAGGUGUAUCCUGAUUGUUUGUCACAAGUCAUCUAUGUUGCUUUCUGUGAAGCAUUUCCAGAAUCCAAUAAAUCUUUUGAUGAUGCAUUUAAAGAUGGACUAGUGGAUUUAAUUUUUCAAUGGGUAUCAGGUCUAAAGCCACAGAAAUUUGCUUGGAGGAAAUGGAAUCUAGAGUGCCUGAAGAAGCCCACAGUAAAUAGUAGCAAGAAGGAUACUAUUACCAAGGCACCAGUUAAAGAGUCUGGCAAAUCCAAAGCAGUCAUUGAAGCUUGUGACCGGAUGGGGUCCAGACCUCUUUUACCUGAAGCACGUGAGCAGCACCCAACCUCCCACUCAUCAGUGAGAUUUCAAGUGGAUCUUGAUUUCGAAGAUCUAACUGAAGAUACAAAAAAGAUGUAUAUUUCAUCAGCUGAAGAAAUAAAGGAAGACAGUAAAUGUAAAAUGGAUAUGCCAAAAGAGUCCAAAACCAUAAAAGAGUCCUGUUAUACUGGCUCAGGUCCCGACUUCCAGCGUGUACUCUUCAGAAUCGGUGGGCGAAGUCCUCUGGUCUCAUAUUAUCUUAAGCUGCAUGAAAUCACUGAUGGUGUCUCAAGCUCUUUGACUUACAAGAUGAAUCGUACUGAAAUUUGCAAGCUACCGCCAGUUGCUCCAACUUAUCAAGAAGUUAUUAAAGAGACACGGAGGCUCAGAAGGGAAUUCCGGGAGGAUUAUACUGUAUUUCAGAAUAAAUGUAAACAAGACAUCUCAGAAAUAGAAAAGCAGAGAAAAGAAAUUAACCAGAAAUUUAGAAGACUGACAGAGAGCACCUCCAAGAAUCCCUCUGAACUAAGGCAGAGCGCAGAUAUGUUAAUGCAUGAACUGGAAUUCGCAACAUGGGACAAGAAACCACCCAGUAGUGGAAGAAACCCCUAAAAAAAUUUCAAAUGAAGGUGUGGACCCCUUUGGGAAUCUUAGACCCCUGAUGGUCUGCGGACCACAGGUUGAAAACCGCUAUGUUAAAUGAAGGUUUCAAGGUGCUAGGAUCGUGCUUGCUCAGGCCCUGCUUGAGGAAGGCAGUUACACAUGUGGUUCAUUAGACAUGUGCUUAAAUGAAAUUAAUGCUUAACUGCUUUUCUGAAUCCAUGACCUACUCUAUGUGUGUGUUUAAUGGAGGGUCACUAUCCUACAUAUUGACUCAAUUAUCUGUUUAUUCUUGAUUUCCAAUCUUUAUUUUAUUUCUUUGCAAUUUUAUAUUUUUUUUGUACGCUGCUCUUUUUCUCAGCUGUCUUUAUUCUCUGAUCAACAGAAGCAACUUCUUAAAGCAAGCAGGAUCCAAUCCAGCUUCCUGUGAAAUCAAUGGAAAGAUUCCUCUUGCCUUCAUAGGUUUCAAUCCAGUUCUCUAAAUCAACUGCCCAAAUUCACUUGGGAUGCAACCCAGUUUUUAAGUGUUGUAUUGCAGAUACAGUGUUGGCUUUGGAUUGUGGAAUGCCAUUUAAAUAUCUUCAGAUUUAUUCUGAAUUAUUUGAUUUAAUAAUUCUCUGUGGUCACAUCCUAUGAUUUGCUGUUAUACUUGGUCAUUUUAAAAAUGUAAUAAAAGAUCAUUUAAAAGGAAACGAGUUGUGUGUUACAGCAGAAGCUACUGUGCUUCAAAAUAAUGUGGCCAACAUUUUCAAACUUGG
Molecule: messenger RNA, 2467 nt
Organism: Mauremys mutica (yellowpond turtle)
Lineage: Eukaryota; Metazoa; Chordata; Testudines; Geoemydidae
Gene: FAM227B
Product: family with sequence similarity 227 member B
Exons: 18
Coding region: 93-1721 (542 amino acids)
Source: RefSeq, a predicted model, not a curated record